Mangifera indica (mango) is the source of this 1477-nucleotide messenger RNA. Its product is annotated as transcription factor MYB119-like. Gene Ontology annotation, biological process: regulation of DNA-templated transcription. The coding region runs from base 1 to 1356 and encodes 451 amino acids. Lineage: Eukaryota; Viridiplantae; Streptophyta; Magnoliopsida; Sapindales; Anacardiaceae. The record is from RefSeq and is a predicted model, not a curated record. Gene Ontology annotation, cellular component: nucleus. Gene Ontology annotation, molecular function: RNA polymerase II cis-regulatory region sequence-specific DNA binding; DNA-binding transcription factor activity, RNA polymerase II-specific. The transcript is spliced from 3 exons.
AUGGAACCAGGAGGAGCAGGAGAAGGCGGUGGGUUUGGGCAUGAAAAUCUGCGAAACAAUAAACGUCUCAUUUGUCCGGCCACUCCUCCAUUAACAGCCAUAGACAGGUUCUUAUGGGGUCACAGCUUCCAUUUCAAUUCGAAUCAACAGCCACGAAACAAUCUGAAAAAUAAAGAAACAACACCCAAUGGAUUGACUGGUGGUUCUUUUUCUUCAUUUAGUGGAGCAAUUAGUGGCUAUGGAGGUGAAGUUUUGUGGCCAAGCAUCCAAGAGUUGAACAUUGUUAAUGAAGAAAGUGCUGUAAUAAAUAGUUCAUAUGGGAGGAACCUUAACGAGCUUUCAGAAGAAAUAAAAGUUGCAACAAAGAGUAGUUACAAAGGGAUUCCGAAGAAGGCUAAGAAAGCAUCUUCUCAAGCUUUGAUCAAGGGGCAAUGGACAGAAGAAGAAGACAGGAAACUGAUCAAGUUCGUGAAGCAAUAUGGAGUACGAAAAUGGGCUCAAAUAGCUGAGAAGAUGGCCGGUAGAGCGGGCAAGCAGUGUCGUGAGAGAUGGCACAAUCAUUUGCGCCCCGAUAUUAAGAAGGAUAGCUGGAGUGAAGAAGAGGAGAGAAUGUUAGUUGAAGCUCAUGGCAAAGUUGGGAAUCGAUGGGCGGAGAUUGCUAAGUGCAUUCCUGGGAGAACUGAAAAUGCCAUAAAAAACCACUGGAAUGCCACAAAAAGAAGGCAGAAUUCAAGGAGAAAGAGCAAACAGACACAAAAGCAAAAGGCUUUAAAUACAAAGCCUCAAUCUUCUGUGCUUCAAGACUACAUAAGAAGCAAGAUUAAUGCAACCAAUGCCACACAAACAUCCAUUGCAGCCGCCACACCAGCUAGCUCCACCGUAUCAGAAGACCCCACAUCAACGUAUUUCAAUCACUUUCUUCAAGACUUAUCAGAAUCCACCACAGAUGAUUCUCCACCUUUGAUCACUGAAACAUAUGAUGAAGAGCUAGUCUUCAUGCAAAACUUCUUUGCCAACAACAGUUACAGUCAACCAUCCAUUCAGUAUGAUGGAACCUCCUCAUCAGCUUUUGAUUCUUCUAAUCACCAGCUCUCCCAUGUAACAGAUUAUCAAUGUGGCUUCUCUUCAACUCAAAACCAAAACGUAGACACUCACACUACCCAGCUAUAUUCUGAUCUUUACCUGUCAUAUCUGUUGAACGGUGCCACCAUUUCUUCAUCUUCUGUUGAUUAUGGCUACAAUAAUUACACGAACAUGGAGUACUUCCAGGGAGACAAUCAUCAAGCUUUUACAUAUGGAAAGAAAGAGAUGGACUUGAUAGAGAUGGUAUCUUCUUCUCAUCAGUUCCCUAAGUAAGAUUGCUCUUGUGUUUUCAUGAAGCGUCCUAAUUCUGUUAGUGGGGUUAGGACAUUUGUUCGGUUACUGAAAAUUUGAGAAACAAGAACUGUUACAAAUGGAAUUUGGAUUUUUCUUAUGU